This is a messenger RNA of Zychaea mexicana, 728 nucleotides long. RefSeq lists its product as uncharacterized. Lineage: Eukaryota; Fungi; Mucoromycota; Mucoromycetes; Mucorales; Lichtheimiaceae. The transcript has 2 exons. Bases 35 to 427 code for a protein of 130 amino acids. The record is from RefSeq and is a predicted model, not a curated record.
AUGCACUCUUUCUUUUUCCUUCAUACUUUAUAUCAUGACAGCAAAUGAUGCAGCACUCGGUUUCGGCGAUCUUGCAAAAAGCAUUCGAGAUGACGAUACACAAAGUAGCUUUCCUGAUGUAGACGACUUUAUUAAUUCACAAAACAUUCAACUCUCACCCGACAUUCGUGAGUCAUGGACAGCUGCCCCGUUAUCCCAAAAAGUUGAACUGGAAGAGCUUAAGACCAUAUUUAAAAACAACAGUGCGAAUGUCGAAUCAAAGGAACAUAUGGAAAAGGCUCUCAGUUGCAUACGCGCAUUUCUGGCGGAAACGAAACAUAUUCCGGACCUGUUGGAACGAGCCGACGAGGCAUUAAGCUCGAUAAGUGGAUCACGAGAAAAACUGGCACAACUCAUCGCAAGUACCGAAAAUGGGAUGCCAAAAUAACCUGUUUUCUUAUGAAGUACAAAGACAUGUAAACAACCACUAUGUACAUAUAAUGCAAUACAACCAAUCUAUCACUAUACUACCAUAUUAUUACUCAUUUAAUCGAGUUAAUUGGCGAUAGGCGCAUCUUGGAAUGUUGGAGUGUGUGUAUGUUUGAAAGCACUAUUUAAAGCAUGGUGCCAUACACUUGCCCGAUGUCCGGAUUAUCAUCGUAGAAAUUUCAUGCAUAUGGAACUACUGAGUCAAAUGACCAAGUGAAUAAGCUAGACCAGCAGUAGAAGUCUUUUUUUCCCAUUAUGCC